AUGCCUCUCCAUUUUAUAGAAUCCGAAAAAGGAAAGAAGAAGCUUGUUGUUCAUGGCUAUUUCUUUUAUAAAGACAAGGAGCGUGAAGAUAAAAUAUACUGGAAAUGUGACAAAUAUCACAAAAUAAGGUGCAAAGCGCGAGUAACUACGUGUGACGGUGAAAUUGUAGCAGAAGUGACUGAGCAUAAUCAUGUUUGUGAUGCGGCCGAGAGUGAAGCACAAAAAAUUGUGGAAAACAUACGUAAAAAAGCCAAAUCUUCCACAGAAGCACCUCAUGCACUAAUAUCAAACGAGCUUAAGAAUUGCAGUGAAGCAGCUGCUUGUAGACUUCCAAAAACACAGACGAUGAAAAGGACAAUAAGACGUAUCAGAUUUGAGAAUAAUUGCCUGCCACCACUUCCACAGUGCCAAAGUGAAUUGACUCUUACUAGCGAGUAUACGAAAACGUUUCAAGGUGAAAAUUUUUUAAUUUUCGACUCUGGACCACCUGAAAAUCGCAUAUUAAUUUUUGCUACUUCACGUAACACUCAUCUUCUAGAAAAUAGUGAUCAUUGGUAUGGGGACGGAACAUUCAAAACCGUUCCGUUGUUAUUUUAUCAGCUAUAUACAUUCCAUGGAUUUCAAGAAAAUAGAGCAAUUCCGCUUGUCUAUGCAUUACUUCCAGAUAAGUCAGAAGCAUCUUACAAUACGCUACUAGAGAAGAUUAAGAUCAAUACACAUUUUUCGUCUCCUUCCUCGAUAACUAUUGAUUUUGAACACGCAAUGAUAAAGGCAUGCAAAAAAGAAUUCCCAAGCGUGGUAUUAAAAGGAUGUUUCUUCCAUUUUUCUCAGUGUAUCUUUCGUGCCAUCCAGGCUAAUGGACUGAAAAGAAGAUAUGAAGAGGAUGCAGAAUUUGCUCUAAAUCUCCGUUAUUUGCCCGCCAUAGCAUAUGUGCCUGUUGAUUCGGUAGUCAGUGCAUUUGAAUUGCUAUGUGAUGCUGAUAUCCUCCCGAGUGAAGCAGAAGUCGUAGUGGACUAUUUUGAAGAUACGUGGAUAGGCCGUCCUGACAGAAGAAACCGUCGUAGACCUCCCAAGUUUGAGCUCGAGAUGUGGAAUGUUUAUGAAUCUGCUUUACUAUCCCAACCGAAGACAAAUAAUGCGGUAGAAGGCUGGCACCGAACUUUUGAAACACAAGUUGCUGGGCACCACCCUAAUAUAUGGAAGUUUUUCGACUUCUUGAAGAAGGAACAAAAUUAUAAUGUAAAAGUUGACCAAUUCUUAGCUGGUACUUCAUCUCAACCAUCAAGAAAGAAAUACCGUGAUUCUUCUGAACGAAUAAAACGGAUUGUUGAAAAAUACUCUUCGUAUAGCGAUGUCAUUGAUUAUCUGCGGGCAAUAGCCCAUAAUCUUGCUUUCUGA
Messenger RNA from Macrobrachium nipponense, 1398 nucleotides. RefSeq lists its product as uncharacterized. The coding region runs from base 1 to 1398 and encodes 465 amino acids. The record is from RefSeq and is a predicted model, not a curated record. The transcript has a single exon. NCBI's taxonomy places the organism in Eukaryota, Metazoa, Arthropoda, Malacostraca, Decapoda, Palaemonidae.